AUGUGCUGCUGCUGCUGUGGAGAUGACUGUGAAUGCAGGCCUCUUGCCUUUCUGCUAGCCCUUCCUUUUGCCUUCGUCUCCCUCAUCCUUUCCAUAAUUGGCAUCAUUAUAUGGAUUCCUGGCUUGUUGCUGAGUUGCAUAUGCCCAUGCUGCUUCUGCGUGACGAUCGUAGUGGAGUUCGCGCUAGGGUUGAUCAAGGCGCCAUUUCUUGUGAUGGAGUGGUUUAUCUCCAAGAUUCCUUGUUAGGGUUUAAGUUGCAGAGAUCGUUCUUUUCAAGGAUGUGAUUAAUUGGUUAGAGGUCGAGAACCAGGGAUUGAUUGAUGUAGUUUGACUUUUUCUUUCCCCUCUUUUGGUGCUUCUGUGGACGACAUAAACAAAGACAAUGAUGAAGCUAUUUUCCCGUCUUGAUCCUUGGCUUUCUUGCUCUAUUAUUAGUUUCUCAAUCUGUUAAUUGCGUGUUGAAUAUUCGUCGGUUACUUUGUUUUUGUUGAGAACGAUGAACAAUGAAUAAUGAUGUCAAUUUGAAUCC
Linum tenue is the source of this 529-nucleotide messenger RNA. Lineage: Eukaryota; Viridiplantae; Streptophyta; Magnoliopsida; Malpighiales; Linaceae. The record is from the annotation of a GenBank genome assembly.